This is a messenger RNA of Epinephelus fuscoguttatus (brown-marbled grouper), 642 nucleotides long. RefSeq names its product prokineticin 1 (gene prok1). The record is from RefSeq and is a predicted model, not a curated record. The transcript is spliced from 3 exons. Bases 1 to 429 code for a protein of 142 amino acids. Lineage: Eukaryota; Metazoa; Chordata; Actinopteri; Perciformes; Serranidae.
AUGACUGACUGGCGAGCCGGGGAUCCAGUGCGAGGUGCAGGACAGACCGUUAACAGCUGUCGUCCAGUGUUGAGGGUGUUCAGAGAGUCCAGUUCUCCUGUUGCUGUCAUGGGCUUCAGGGCGGUGCUGCUGUCCUUCCUGCUGGUGUCUCUGAGCUGGACCAGAGGAGCCGUCAUCACAGGGGCCUGUGAGAGAGACAUGCAGUGUGGGUUUGGUCUUUGCUGUGCUGUCAGUCUAUGGCUGCGGGGCCUGAGGAUGUGCGUCCCAAGAGGUGUGGAAGGGGAUGAAUGCCACCCCUUUAGCCAUAAGGUGCCAUAUCAAGGGAAAAGGCAACAUCACACCUGCCCCUGUCUCCCCGACUUGGUGUGCACCAGGUACGGUGAAAGCAAGUAUAGAUGUACUGAAAACUUCAAAGACCUGGACUUUUAAAUGAUGCCCAAACAUUCAGACGAAGAAGAUCAGAAACAGCACUCAGAGUGAAGACUUGACCAGGCCGUGGAUCAGAAACAUAUUUAAUCUUCACUGGCUGUAUUCUUUAUUUGUGUACUCUAUGCACUAUAAUUCGUAGUCUGGAUUCAAUCAAUCACACGUCAAGGACAGAAAUGUCAAGAGAGUGUAACCUUUAAAGAGCCACAGCAGAUA